UGGCUCAAGCUACCCAUUCUGACUUCACCUGAUAGUAGAUGAAAAAAAAUACAGAAAACACGUAUUUGGCGUACUAGGCUAUUCGUGUUGAUGACGUAAAAAUGCUAUUACUGUUUAUGGUGACUUUUGGCAUUUAAUUCAAUAUCUAUUUUGGUAUCGUAUUUUAUACCGUCGCCAACAAACCCGGAAGUGCAACCCAAGUAAACAGUUGCGACUUCCUAAAGAUGGUGUACGUGUCUAAUGGCCAGGUUCUGGACAGCAGGAGCCAGUCACCAUGGAGACUAUCCCUACUGGUCGACCUGUUUUGGGGAGCAGUGGAGUUUUUAGGCCUGUUCUUUAAAACAAUAAUUCACCCGGACCUGACGAAGCAUGGCAAUAACAGUGACUUAUCAUGGUUUUCUGAUGGCAGAGGUCCUCCUGGUCCCCCUGGUGGUCGAAGGCGGAUGGGAAGAAUCAAUUUUGGUGGCGGUCCCAGUCCUCCACCAAUGGGCGGAGGAGGAUGAGGAAGGUGAGGCUACAACAUAUACUCGCACCCUCACUCGCUAUAACAUUUGGUACACCUGCACAAUCUGAGAUCCAGUACAAAAAUUGUUGACACUUUCAGAGAAGUUUUCCAUCUAUGUGAGAGGGCCAAAAUACUAAACUCAGCUUAGUAUGACGUAGUACAAGCCUACAAAACUUCAUAGUGUUACCACAGUAAUACACACUGUUACAGUAAUAAGUCAAUACAGAGCAUUAUUACCUUUUUAAAAGGCACAUUUUUUAAUACAGCUGAUGUAUGGAAUGGCUAUCAUCAGAUUGUAAUAUUA
Molecule: messenger RNA, 809 nt
Organism: Dunckerocampus dactyliophorus (ringed pipefish)
Lineage: Eukaryota; Metazoa; Chordata; Actinopteri; Syngnathiformes; Syngnathidae
Gene: selenok
Product: selenoprotein K
Exons: 4
Biological process (GO): calcium ion transport; endoplasmic reticulum calcium ion homeostasis
Cellular component (GO): Golgi apparatus; endoplasmic reticulum membrane
Source: RefSeq, a predicted model, not a curated record